Molecule: messenger RNA, 420 nt
Organism: Pyrus x bretschneideri (Chinese white pear)
Lineage: Eukaryota; Viridiplantae; Streptophyta; Magnoliopsida; Rosales; Rosaceae
Exons: 2
Coding region: 1-420 (139 amino acids)
Source: RefSeq, a predicted model, not a curated record
AUGAAGAAAUAUGGUUACCGACAUGGAAAUACGAAUCACACUUUGUUUAUCAAAUACAGAGAAGAUAAGGUCACCUUGUUAAUAAUUUAUGUGGAUGAUAUGGUAGUUAUUGGUGAUGAUACCGAAGAGAUUAAAAGACUACAAGGGUAUCUCUCUUCAGAGUUCGACAUGAAAGACAUAGGAGGCUUAAAGUACUUCUUAGGAAUUAAAGUUGCUCAUUCCCGUGAGGAUAUUUACUUGUCACAGUGGAAGAAACAUGGGCAUUUGGAAGUAAAAGGGUACACAGAUGCUGAUUGGGCUGGAAACAUUACUGAUGGACGCUCUACAUCAGGGUACUUUACAUUUAUUGGAGGCAAUCUUGUAACUUGGAGGAGUAAGAAACAGAAUGUGGUUGCUAAAUCCAUUGCAGAGGCUGAAUAA